This is a messenger RNA of Suillus bovinus, 1002 nucleotides long. Its product is annotated as ARM repeat-containing protein. Gene Ontology annotation, molecular function: deoxyhypusine monooxygenase activity. Bases 1 to 1002 code for a protein of 333 amino acids. Gene Ontology annotation, biological process: peptidyl-hypusine biosynthetic process. Lineage: Eukaryota; Fungi; Basidiomycota; Agaricomycetes; Boletales; Suillaceae. The record is from RefSeq and is a predicted model, not a curated record. The transcript is spliced from 6 exons.
AUGUCGGACGCAGUGUCUCCAAGCGAGCUCUCUGCCCUCCGCGCUGCUCUCCUCAACACGAGCGGUACUGUCCCUCUGCACGAUCGUUUCAGAGCUCUCUUCACGUUGAAAAGUCUGAAAAAUGAUGAUGCAGUCAAGAUCAUCUCUGAAGGCUUCGCAGAUCACUCGGCACUGCUCAAGCACGAGCUUGCAUACUGCUUAGGACAGAUGAAGCUCGUCUCAGCUCUCCCAGUUCUUCAAUCAGUGCUGGAGAACCUGGAUGAAGAUCCGAUGGUCCGACAUGAGGCAGCAGAAGCAAUAGGCGCAAUUUCAUCGCCUGAUUUCAAGGCAGUCCUCAUGAAGUACCUCACAGAUCCCAACAGGAGCGUGCGUGAGACGUGCGAGAUUGCGCUCGCUAAAAUUGAAUGGGAUAAUUCUGAAGAGGGACGCCAGCAUCUUACCUCAAAGCAUUCGUCAGAUCAGACUCCGGCAUACACUUCCAUCGACCCCGCUCCACCCUCCUCCAAACUUCUCUCUGGUCAGCCCAAACCUGACGACCUGUCUGAAUCUACAAUCGUCUCCCUCCGCACCACGCUUUUGGAUACUUCCGUCCCCCUUUUCCAGCGCUAUCGGGCUAUGUUUGCACUCCGCAACAUUGGGACACCAGCAGCCGUGGAUGCUCUAGCGGCAGGGUUUUCCGAUGAUAGCGCCUUAUUCAAGCACGAAAUAGCUUUUGUUUUUGGCCAACUCUUGAGCGCGCACUCUGUACCCUCGUUGAUAAAUGUUCUGCAGAACGCGUCCGAAUCCGAUAUGGUACGACACGAGGCUGCGGAGGCCCUUGGAGGAAUCGCCACACCUGAGGUGCUGCCUCAUCUUAAAGAAUGGAUGACGCGCGAGGAUUCUCCGCGCGUUGUGCGAGAGAGUUGUCAGGUUGCUAUUGACAUGUGGGAGUAUGAGAACUCGGGGCAAUUCCAGUAUGCAAAUGGACUGGAGAGCGUCAGGGUAGAGGCCACUCCUGCUUGA